UCUAUAUUAUAGGCCUAUCGUUCAAGCAAGUUGUUUAAUAAAAAGAUUAUAAAAGCUAUCAAUUUAAGAUUUGUGAAAGAUUUCACACAACAGUAGCAAGCAUCUUAAAGAUGCCUUAUAAUUUGACAAGUUGUAUAAAAGGUACCCUACUUGUAAGUAAGAGACAAUGUCGGAAAAAAAGAUAACAGUACAAUGCUGUGUUCCAGCAUGUUACAACACAAACCAUAUGGAACCACAAAUCCUCUUUUUCCCAUUUCCAAAGCGUCGAGAAAUGCAAGAAAGAUGGCUGCACGCAAUACGUCGACCAGAGCUUAAGAAAAUUCUUCCAGUUGACCAACCAUUCCACAUGUUCAUAUGUUUAGAUCAUUUUAAGAAGUCAGAUAUUGUCAAUCUUGGAGGGCGUACAUGUUUAAAAGCUGGUGUAAUACCUAGUGUGUUUAAAUGGAUGGAGCAUGAAAAGAAAAUGGAACUUCCUGCUGCCCCUACUGGUACUCUCAAAUCCAAAUUAGUAAAAAAGCUGGAUAAAGAAAUAAUAAUGGUUACAUGUGGAACUUUGGAAGCUGAACUACAUAAAGAGAAGUUUUAUUGUCCUGGUAUUCACAGAGAAUGUAUCAAAUAUAAUAACCAGUUUAUUACACCUAAAAUGUUUAUGAUCAUGGGAGAUAAAGAGAGAUUGAAAGAUUGGAAAAAUGCUGUUAGAAUUCAUGGAGUUAAGAUAAGAAAAUUCAUUGAAAACAAGCAACUUGAUUUCUACAGACAUAAAGAAUUUUGUACAGGACGUUGUGUAGCCCGUCUGCCUGUGAACCUGUUCCGCACCAAAGCUCAACCACCUGAACAUUUCAUUAACACCUCAGGUGACAUCUCAAACGUGAGAUUCCUAGAAACCGAUAGACGUCCAGAGUUUAGUAAACCGGAUGCCAGACCUUAUAUAGAAAAUGAAAUUGAGAAUGAGAAUGAAAAUGAAAAUGAAAAUGAAUCGGAUGAAAGUAUUGAUGAAAAGCCUGAUAUUGAUGUCCUUAAUGAAUUACUGAAGAGACCGAUUCCUACCACCAUAACACAAGGAUCUAAUUCUAGUUUUGGUAUAACUGAUAAUCAGGUAUUUUGGAGAGGUGUGGUGAAACUCGGAUUAAUAGCUAAAUGUUUUGAUGUUAUCAAAGAUCAUAUUAAUACACUUCAAACUGAUUUCGUUCUUCAUAAUGUACGACAAGAAGAUGCCCAUGAAUUAAGUUGUAUUGUGAGAGAGAUGGGAUUAUCUAAUAAUCUACAACACAUGUUAGCUUCAUGUAAACAAGAUAUGGAUAAUCAUUAUGAGAAACUUGAUCAAGAAAUGGAAGAAUUAAAACAGAAAGUAUCACAGUAUGAAAAUCGAAAAAGAAUGUUGAAGCUGAAGUCUGAUGAAUUUAAGGCAAUCUUAAAUCUGAACACUCCAAAAGCAGCAACACAGACCAAAAUGGAGUCUGAUGAUAGUGAUGAAGAGGUGUCGGUACACUUUGCCAGCAGUUCUCCUCAGCAGAAUUCUACCUUGCCUAGCAACAAAAGGCUAACUGUGCAUUCUCCAAGUGAAGUAGCAGGACCGUCAACAAAGCGUCUAAAAUUUUCUACGGACAAUGGUAGCGAAGAGGUUCUUGAUGUAUUGGUGACUUCUCCAGCAAAUGUCUCGACUAUUAAAUUAGAAAAAGUGUCUGACACAGCAGCCGCUGCUGAGGUAGAAUCAAAAGUGGAAGAUGAUACGUCCACACUUCCUAAAAUUGUCAGCGUCACAUCAAUGCAACAAGAGGAAGUGAAAUCGCCCAAUGCAACUAACAACAAUAGUGAUGUUACUGCCUUGGAAGAUAUUCAAAAUGUUGUCGCAAAUGGACAGCAGAUGGCUGAACAGAUAUUACAAUCAGCUGGAGAUGAUGAACAUGGUGACCAUGCUGAUGAUGAUAUGCAAGCUAUUGAUACCAAUAAUAUAUCAAUAAUUAAUGAGAGCUCUAUUAGUAGCACAAGUACCAUAGUUAAAAAGGAUCAAUCUCCACCAAAUCCAAAUGUUCGAACAGUAUUAUGGGUAAAAUCCAAUGGAACAUCCGAGUACAUUACCUUCAGUAACAACUCCGAAACAAACUCUUCAGCAGAGACCGUCACGGUUUGUGACCAAUCAGAGGAUUCAACUACAUCACCAGUAACCAAUCAGACAGCUUCUAUCCCAGUGCCUCCAGCUCAAUCAAAAGAUGAAGAAAUUAGUGCUAUCAAUAGCCAAUCAAGUGACAUUGCUGACAAAGCUAACCAAUCAGAAAUUACGACAGAAAAUAAGUUAGAAAAUGUUAUAAAAGCUGAUGGUAACAAGGAUUCAAACAAUACUGAAGAGAAAGUUGAUAAAAAACAAAGCGAGGACCAAUCAAAUGAUAACAUAAUGGAUGAAUUAGAAAGAAAAACACCCCAAAAUAUUUUCCCUUCCGAGCCAGUUUCUGAAACUGGACCAAUUAUUAAAGUACGGAAACUGUCAGAGAAAAGCCUUGGUGAAACAAGUGAGGAAGGGGAUUCCAAGAGAUGUGUUUCACCCCUAUUUGGAGAUGAUUUAUUUACCGAUAUUGUUGGCUCACGUAGAUCUAUGAGGAAACGAGUUGCAAAAGUAAAAGAUGAUUUGUAAUUGAUGCCUUUACUUAAAGGGGCAUUAUGGGAGAUUAGAUAAAGAGUUGACAGUUCUCGCUAUAAUAGUUUAAAAAUAGAUAACGUAAAUAGAAUAUGCUGAAAAUUUCAAUAAAAUUGCUCCACUCUGAACCGAGAUAUUAGCUUUUGAAUUUUAGGCUAGCCUCGAUCAUCAUUAGUGAUCAUCAUUACUUGGUACGAUAAAAGUCUCGAUUAUCCAUUUUUAUGUUUAAUUAUUUUUAAAAGAAUGUAUUCCAAUCUGCUUAAAAUCGCAGGCUAGCGAUGACAUCAAGAGUUGAUUAUGUUCUGGAUAAGUUAAUUAAUGUCUAAUUAAUAAUUUAGAUAAAAUUUCAGGCCUAAAGAAAAACCUGCAAUAGGCAGCUUUAGCUUCUUGCAUAAUGUAUGUUUAAAAAAAUUUUUUUAUACAUGUGUAUGACAUAUUCUAAUAUCUGAGUUUUUGAUAUGCAUGUAUCGACAAAUUUGAAUAAACUGUAAGUAAAUGAUACCAUCCUGCAAUACCAUUCUGUUUGGUUUGCAUUUAAACCAACCCAACCAGUUGUUUGUGUGUACUAUUAUUACUAUUCUUAAAUUCAACAACAAUGGAAUGCCUAAUUAAAUGAGUUAUGUAACCCAUUAAGCAAAUGUAUCUAUCAUAUCUGAUCGACUAUUUUUAAUUUUAGACAAAAAAAAUAGUCAUUCGAUUUUCAUACUUAUACCCACGAUUAUUUAUGGUGUCCUGUAAAGUCUGGUACUGGCCCUUUGAUAUUAUGUCCUGGAGCCAAAAAUGUUUAGUACAAAAUAUAUUUUUUGUGUUGAAUAAAUUUCAUAACACCCAAGAGCCUUUAAGAGAAAUAAUUUUCAUAACAUCCAAGAACCUUUAAGAGAAAGAAAUUAAUAUUUUUUAUAAGUUUCAUUUAUUAUAAUUUACUUUAAUGAAAAUUUGAAUAACAUUUUUUGCAUACUUUUCCAUUCAAAUUUCUAAUAUAACUUUGUUAAUGCUAUAAUGUAGUAUAUUGUACAUAAUCCAUAUUGUAUUAUGUUUUCAUAUUUUGCUGUUGGAUCUACAAGUUGUGGUAGAUACCAUAUGAAUACAGUACAGUCAAAAUAGCCUUCGUGAUUAUAUUGUGUGCACUCAUCAGUGACUGUAUUCCAAUCAACAUUCUGAUAGGGACUGAUAGGGAUACAGAUCACAAAAUAUACAGACUUUUUACUGGCAAUUGUCAAAGUUCUAAUACAAAUUUUGGCUGCUUUCUUAGAAUAUUUCAGUUUGUGGGAUUAAGGUACAACUUAUGUACAGUCCUAUGAAAAGUCUGUUUGAUAUUAGACAAACAACUCAUAGUCUUAGAUGAGUAUCUAUACCUUGACAACAGAGAGUAUUGUAAAGAUGUAUUUAUAAGCAGGCUUAUAAUAUUUUCAACUUUAUAAUAUUUAUUCUUUAAUUCAUAUAUUAUUUUGUGAAAGAGAAUUUCAAUUGUUUUUGACACUGUUAUGUUUGACAAUAUAAGCUGGCUUAUAGAACUACCCCGUAAUUAUUUGUUUUGAUAAUUGAGUAUUCAGCAAAAUUAAUGUUGAUUGAAAGUUUAUUACCAUUUGGGUUUAUUGGAAUAUGUUUCAAAAUUGCUUUGUGGGGUAAUUGCACCAGAGGUACAUUUUACAUGUAAGAGAAGGGGCAUGUUUUUUUGGGGGGG
Patella vulgata (common limpet) is the source of this 4316-nucleotide messenger RNA. RefSeq names its product glucocorticoid modulatory element-binding protein 1. The coding region runs from base 167 to 2629 and encodes 820 amino acids. Gene Ontology annotation, biological process: positive regulation of transcription by RNA polymerase II. Lineage: Eukaryota; Metazoa; Mollusca; Gastropoda; Patellidae. The record is from RefSeq and is a predicted model, not a curated record. Gene Ontology annotation, molecular function: DNA-binding transcription activator activity, RNA polymerase II-specific; RNA polymerase II cis-regulatory region sequence-specific DNA binding. The transcript is spliced from 9 exons.